AGAAAGCUUGCUGCUCAGCUGCUCCUAGCACUUCCAAUCAAAGUGUUUUCCAAAGAGUGCUUAAUUUUUUCCUCCAUCAUAACAGGCGCCAGUGAAAGUGUGGGAAAGCAUAUGCUUGAAGCAUGCAACAAUAAUCUGGAGAUGGCUGUCACCAUGUUUCUGGAUGGUGGAGGCAUAGCAGAGGAACCUAGCACCAGUUCUGCAGGGGUGUCUGCUGUUCGACCACACACGGAGGAUGAAGUACGAGCUCCAAUUCCUCAAAAACAGGAAAUUUUAGUAGAGCCUGAGCCCUUGUUUGGAGCUCCUAAAAGACGCAGACCUGCGCGCUCAAUAUUUGAUGGCUUUCGGGAUUUUCAGACAGAAACCAUUCGACAGGAACAGGAGCUACGAAACGGAGGGGCAGUAGAUAAGAAACUCACUACUCUAGCAGACCUCUUCAGACCUCCCAUUGAUCUGAUGCACAAAGGCAGCUUUGAAACUGCCAAGGAGUGUGGUCAGAUGCAGAACAAGUGGCUCAUGAUAAACAUUCAAAAUGUGCAAGAUUUUGCCUGUCAGUGUCUCAACCGUGAUGUUUGGAGCAAUGAGGCUGUGAAGAACAUAAUCCGGGAGCAUUUCAUUUUUUGGCAGGUAUACCAUGACAGUGAGGAAGGACAGAGGUAUAUACAGUUUUAUAAAUUAGCAGACUUCCCUUAUGUUUCCAUCCUGGAUCCCAGGACAGGUCAGAAACUAGUGGAGUGGCACCAGCUAGAUGUGACUUCUUUCUUGGACCAAGUGACUGGGUUUCUGAGUGAGCACGGGCAGCUGGAUGGCCAUUCUACCAGCCCUCCUGAAAAAUGUUCUCGUUCAGAGAGUCUCAUUGAUGCCAGUGAGGACAGCCAGUUGGAAGCUGCUAUCAGAGCCUCGUUACAGGAGACACAUUUUGAUUCCUCACAGGCCAAGCAGGAGAGUCGGUCAGAUGAGGAGUCAGAGUCAGAGCUUUUCUCUGGAAGUGAGGAGUUUAUUUCGGUUUGUGGAUCUGAGGAGGAGGAAGAAUCAGAGAAUCCUGCCAAGUUGAGGAAGUCUCCUCACAAGGACUUGGGGUAUAAAAAAGAGGAGAGCAGAAGGCCUCAGCCUGAACCCCCUGCAAGGACUGAGCCUGGGACAACAUCAAAUCACAGAGUACUGCCCUGCAUUGACGCAGGGAUACAGGAGGAGUCAACUGACAAGCCUGAAAGUAUGUUCCAGGGCCUAGAUGUAAAUG
This is a messenger RNA of Nestor notabilis (Kea), 1240 nucleotides long. RefSeq names its product UBX domain protein 7 (gene UBXN7). The transcript has 8 exons. The record is from RefSeq and is a predicted model, not a curated record. Gene Ontology annotation, molecular function: ubiquitin binding. NCBI's taxonomy places the organism in Eukaryota, Metazoa, Chordata, Aves, Psittaciformes, Psittacidae. Gene Ontology annotation, biological process: proteasome-mediated ubiquitin-dependent protein catabolic process. The annotation marks the transcript as partial. Gene Ontology annotation, cellular component: nucleus.